CCUAAAGGAAGCCGUGCGACAUCCAUCAGACUCGCAGGACUCUCAGAGGUACUCUCGAGGUGUCCCCAGCCUGUAGCUCCAACAAAUAGCCCGCUGGGACAUCACGCUGCGCUCCGGGCAGGCUGCUAAUCUGUGCCCGGAUUUACCCCUCGAACAGGACUGUGGGAGCGAUGCGACGUCUCGGAGGAGGAGGAGGAGACGAACUGGCCAGGCAGAAGCAGACACCUGAGAGGAGGAUCUGAGUUUGUUUCUGUAACGUCAAAGAAAGGUUUAUUGCGGUCAUCACUAUGACUGAUGGGGAUUAUGACUUCCUUAUAAAGCUCCUUGCCCUGGGGGACUCCGGUGUGGGGAAGACCACGUUCCUGUACAGAUAUACAGACAACAAGUUCAACCCCAAGUUCAUCACCACAGUCGGCAUCGACUUCAGGGAAAAGAGAGUGGUCUACACAGCGUCUAACCCCAAUGGGACGACCACGGGUAAAACCUUCAAGGUUCACCUUCAGCUCUGGGACACAGCUGGACAGGAAAGGUUCCGCAGCUUGACCACGGCCUUCUUCAGGGAUGCUAUGGGGUUCCUGCUGAUGUUCGAUCUCACCAGCCAGCAGAGCUUUCUCAACGUCAGAAACUGGAUGAGCCAGCUACAGGCGAAUGCUUACUGUGAGAACCCAGAUAUUGUUUUGGUAGGGAACAAGGCGGAUCUGGCCGACCAGCGGGAGGUUCAGGAGAGACAGGCCAAGGAGCUGGCCGAAAAAUACGGGAUCCCGUACUUUGAGACGAGUGCAGCAACAGGAGCAGAUGUGGACAAGGCGGUUCUAACGCUGUUAGACCUGGUCAUGAAGAGGAUGGAGCAGUGCGUCGACAAACCCCCUGCCGAGCCUGCCAAUGGGAACGGGGCCACAAAGCUUGGUGAUGCACAGCCGAUUGCUAAGAAAUGUGCAUGUUAGAUGAAGAGGCGAUACAGGACAACAACCAGUCAGUGCUGCUCUGUCGUCUGUCCUUCUUCUCACCACAUUCCUUCCUCUGUUUACUUUAUCCUUGUCAUUUUUGAUAGCAUGUCUCUUCAUCGUUUCAUCACCCCUGUGCUCUUUAAAGCUAACAUUUAGCCAUGUUCUCCUAUUUUGGUUCUUUUCCUCCCUUUAUGCUUACUUGUCCUCCCUAAUGUCAUUCUGACAAUGAAAGAACUCUAUCCCCCUCUAAUGGACUCUUACGGUAAUACAGUUUCUGUUGGUCUGCCUUUAGGAGGACAUUAAAACAGGAGGGGACAGUUUCAUCACUGUCAGACGCAUAAUGUGCCUAGUUAAAAACAUGCACCCUGGGAAUAGGCUCUGCACGCUCCCAAUUUAACUGCUCGCAAGUGCUUUGAAUGAUUUAACGGACCUAAACAGUCAAAAAGACACAUUUAAAAGUUUAAUUUGGACUCUUUAUAUGUUGAUCUAUCUAUUUAUGACUGCAAAAUGAGGGGGAUUUAACUUUGUUUUUAAUCAGUAUUGGUCCUCUCCUAAAGUGUUUGCUCCUGGAUCACAGUGAGAAAUUGUGUGACUGAUAUGGUUGAAUUCCUCUGUUAUUUAUAAUUGUUUUUUCUCCCCGUUUCACAAAGUGUCCUAUGCUGUACCCAUAUGAGCCACAUUUAGUAACUUUCUGAUUUUUACUUUUUUUUGUCAGGUUUAGACAUUUGCUAAAAAAUGCAAAAUGCUUUUUCUUUUUGUUAAUAAAAUAAAAAAAUUUAUAGUGCAGCAUAACAUAAAAUAAAAUCACCCACUGCUAGCUUCUUUUGUUUCUUUCUCUAGGUUACAUCAGAUAGUACCCUCUCAUGCAGUAUGGUAUCAGAAACAUGUACUUUUUUCCAUUGUCACUAAUUUUGUUUACAGGUAGUAUUGUCCUAUAUAGAUUAUAGAAAGUUGCACACUUAAUAAAGGGUAUAGCAUUUGACCUCAGUUGUUUGUGACCAUAUAUUAUAUUUCAUUCUUUUACAAUGAAGACACAAAUUUACCACACAAAAACAACCAAACAGCAUACAGCAUGUGACAUCAAUAAUAUUUUAAAAAUGAUGCCGUCUGCUAGCUUGGUAGUGAGCACCAUCCAAGCACAUGAUGUAUCAUGUUCCUACUGGCUCCUACUUGGUUGGUGAUUCUUAACGUUUACUUUCUGACCAAAAUCAGAAAAAAUCUAUUUAAACACUCCUACAUUGUCAGGUUUUUUGUUUUGUUUUGUUUGUUUGUUUUUUCAGUGUUCUACCAACUUUAAUGUUUUCCAUUUAAAGUUUUUUUUUUGUGGGGUGGGCGGGGGUUUAUUUAUUUAUUUUUUUAAGCCACAUCACCUGGUUUUACAUGUCAAACUUGAGGUUUUCACUGAAGUAGAAGACCACAAAUACUGGCAUUUCCACCUUCUCAUGUCAAAUAUUAGCAUUUGAUAAGUUUAGAUAUAUCCUAGUCUGCUAAGGAUUCCUAAUAUCAUUAGAAAAGUAUUUUUGGCUAGAUUUUAUAUAUUUGUUUCCAUUUCCAAAGUAUUAAUUAAGAGACAGUUUUUUCAGAUGGCUGAUGCCAUCAACACUAUAAAAGAUGGGCAUAGCUACUUGUUUUGAAGGCUCAAAAUGAGUGAUUUUGGCAUUGUGAAACCAAAUGUAGUGGAGCCAUAGUGAGCAUAUCCUGGAUAAUCCUCCUUUCUGACAUACAGAUUGACCAGAAUAUACAAAAUAAACUUAACGUUUUAGACGGUGUGACACGAAAUGAGCAACUGACCCGAUAAACUCGGUAGCAAAAUGUUGACAGACAUGCAGACAGAGGGCUGUUUUCUUCUACAGAAACAGAAAUCUCAGCCCAUUGUUGGCCUUUGGAAAGAAUGCCAUCUUUAUUAUAGGACUUGUAUGGGUAUAGCAUGACACAUGUGCAAUAAAGGAAAAAAAAAAAUGCAUAUUGAUCAUUUUAAUAGUGUUUAUCAGCAUAGAUGUAUUGUUCCAAAGUGACCUACUGCCUUGACCUUUGAAGCAUUAUUCCACUGUAGUCAGGCAGACCUUGUUGGAGACGGUCCAGCUGUGCUGUUAAAUGUUCGGGAGGCACAUUGUCAUUGUAACUUUCUACCAUUUACUUAAAAAGCUCAAAAUAAAGUUGUUUUUCCAGAGAGCAAAACACGUCCUAAACAAAAAAACAGCAACAAUUCAACAUCCAAGCUCUCUGAAUAAAUCCUUUCUAAUCACAAAAAUAAUAAUAACAGGAUAGAAUGGGAGUAAAAUGCAGAAUUAGCUUUAUCAGGUGACAUGAGAUCUUCAGUGCAGCUGAUUUUUGAUUUUGACUUUUUCACAUCUUUACAUCAGAUAAUCAGAGAAACUCCAAUAUGGCUCUGGGCUCCAAUUCUGUCCAUGACUAAUGUUAGAUUAUAUGUUGACCAGUUAUUUAUUUUACAGUACAUGUGAGACAUAUGUAGUUAUUUCUGUUGUCCUGUUUUUGUUCUGUUCUUUAAAUCCCACGUUCCUGUGUUACUUCAUCUAGUUUAAUUUAAUUUAAGAAGCUGCUUUCAUAUUGAUUUACUUUUUCAUUGUUUUAGUAUUUUUGUGCUCAAAGCAUAAAAACAAAAAAAUCCAGAAACUUUGGUUUUACUAAUUUCAGCUUUGAGUUGUCUUGGUUAAAUCUCUUCAACCUGGAUUUGGGUGGUUUAUCCAAUUCAUCCGAGCUAAUCUGCAUCUUCAAGCGUCACCAGAUUGGAUGGGAAGUGUCUUCUUUGUGCCUCUCAAAAGAUGUUCUGAUGGAUUAAAAUUUUGGCUUGGCCACUUAAGAACCAACAGUGACUUGCCCUGAAGCUUUUCCAGCAUUGUAAUGGCUCUGUUCUUUAGUUCAUUGAUUCAUGCUAUGCUGAAAGAUGACUGGAUGUCUCAGCCUGUGGUAGAAGCACUCAGUAGAUGGGUUUUCUUCCAAAACUUUUUUUUUAUUGGGCAAAAACAUGUUGUCACUGUGUUAUUAACUCCACUAUAUUAAAAUGUCAAUUUCAUCUUUGAGUCAGUGAUUUUUUUUGUGUGUGUGUGUGUUUAAAGUGCAGCUCACAGUUUUCCAUAAAUCAAAUAACACCUUAUGUGAUCAAAGAAUAUUGAGGAAAAAACGAUUAGAUUGGCUGCUGAUAAAUGUUGAUUUUUGUGCAUCAGUGAAUCAGCUGAGAAAGUUCAAAGCUGUUCCAACUUGUGGAGGAGUAUAGCUGUAGCGUGCUGGGUUUACUGUAGGCUGUCAUUCAAAGCAAAUCAAAGACCAGGGCUUAACAAAUGGGUCAUUAGGAAGAAGUAUAUUUAUUAUUAUUUUCCUUUAUUCAUUUAGGUAAACAUCUCAUUAAGAUUAAAAUCUCUUUCAUGAGAGACCUGGCCAACAGGGCAGCAGAAGUUACAAUAAAUACAUACACAUAACACGAAAACAAGCAAAGAAACAAGUGCAUAUAGCUUAAAAUUUUAACCACAAAUUCAAUCUGACAGUGUGUUAAAUAACAUUUUUUUCAAAUAAAUAUUUGUUACUGUAGUUUUCUUGACAGCUGAACACACUGAGCGGAUUAGAGGCUGCGUAGGGACGUAACAAUAUUCAUUUGCCAACAUCUGAUUUCAGUGCCAUGUUGAAGUGCUACUUACAGUAUAUUUGAAUUUUAGAUGUUCAACAAUAAUUUGCUGAUAGUAUGAAGCGUUGACUCUGAUGUCUCCCAGUUACUUGGCAGAAAAUUCUGUCUUUCUGUAGGCUGGUUUGCAGCAUUGUGUAUGUUUUCUUUUAUUUUGGUUGUAAAUUAUGCAGACGUUGUUUGUAUGGGUAAAAUAGUUAUAAUGUACAAGCCACUUAUGUCUAAAAGUAUAGUUGGAAGAGAAACCUCAGUAAAACGGACCAAGUAAAUGUGUGGUUAUUAGUUUACUCUGGCCCACCUUUUAUUCAUAAAGCAGUGAUGUUUUAGCAGAAAUCUAUCGUUUAGCCACUAGAGGGCAGAAGAUCGAGUGGCAGUCCUUGCAUGUUAGCAGUCAGUAGCCAGAUUACACACCUAGCGCAUGUAGACAGGAGUUGUAAUUCUUUACUCCAUUGUUCACCUUCCUCUCAGCUCUGGUUGAGUCUCCUCCAUAAAUGAAACUGGAUUUGUGGCUGUUUAAUGUUUGUGUCUUUGUUUUUUGCCUGUCUGCCGUUUGGUGAAAUUGUUUGGGCUAGCCAGAGCAGCAAGACCAAACCGGGUAGUAAACGUGCCGUAAAACCAAAACUAAAGCUGAAAGAGGCUAAAAAAGCUCCGUACCAUGCUGCAUAAUUGUGAGUUCUCUGUGAGUGUCAAUUUUUAACAUAGUCAUGUCACGUUUUUGUUGAAAGAAAUUGAUGAAAAUGAAUUAUGAGGCAAAACAUGACCUGCAGUUGCUUAACUACUUUAACUAAAUGACAUGCAACUUAUUAGGACUAAUAAAGUUGGGGAAAUUGCUUCAAUAUUGAUUAACUUUACAAUGUCAAAAUCGCAGCUGGGGUCAAACAGAUUAACACUAAAAGUCUUUGUAUUUGAGAUCUGAACAAAUGGGCAAGAAUUUUCCUCAACCAAUGCCUUUAAUUGUGACAAUCUUCUAGGACAAAUUGUCGGUUUUCACCUGAACCCUUCUUCCAAUAUUGCUCAUCAUGUCUUCAUUUCAUCCCCCCCCCACCCCCCCACACACACUUUUUUGUUUUUAAAUCUUUCAUCCAUCUCUUGCUGUUUUUGACCGUCAUUUUCUCCAUGAACCUAUUGUGUCUUAAGUGUUGUUUUUGAAUUCACUUUGAAAGUUUACACUGUUUGGGGUCAUGUUGUGCCUGUUAUAAUAGCUCUUCUGUCUGAUCCUCUGUAAAGUUUGUGAGCUACUGAAUAUUUUAAUGCAUUAUUGAUUAUAGAUUAUAAAUCAGAGGCAAAAGAGAACAGAAGUCAGAUGUUUUUGGGUUUUUUGUGUAUGUCAGAUUUAUCAAAACAACAAAUCAAUCUAAGUACCUCUAAGAGCUUUUAUUUUUGGAUCUCCUGUGUGUGAAUUCUCUCUGAUGCCUGCGGUUUGUACUCGUUCGUUCAGUUUUCAAUGUGUGUAUCGAUGCCUGUGUGUUUGUUGCACUGUCAGCAUGUUUGACAGUAUGAGAAUGGAUUGACCUGUUCAGUGUUUCUGAUGCAGGAGCUGCAAAACAUUUGUUGGUUUUAUCCAGUUUUUUUGUUUUGUUUUGUUUUGUUUUGUUUGUUUGCUUUUGUUUUGCUUCUUUUCUUUUUCUUUUUUCCCGACAUGUCAGCUGCAACUUGAUACAGAUGGCCACUGCCGUCUUAUAGUCAGCUAAGAUGCAUUAUAAAGGUAUCUGAUACCAACCACGGCGUGGUGUUUCUGUCUGGAGGAGGUAGUUGCAAAUACAUUUAUCAUUGCACAUUUAUGUUAAUAUUUUAGUUUCCUUGAUAAAUUGCUCACGAAUUAAACUUAUGCUGCAUUUUUAUCUUGUGGAAGCAGACGUGAUUGGCCGCACCUAUUAUAUACACUUCUCUGAAUUUUGCCUGUGGGAAUGUGACUAUGUCUUGACUACAGCCAUUGUUGAGUACUUAUUCUACUAAGUUUACAUUUUCUGCCUUUUGUUUUUUUUCAACACAUCUAUUUCCCCAUGAAAAAGAAAAAAAAACACCUUUCAGAAGUGCUCCAAAGCUUGAUAAAUUAUAACAGUGUGUGAUGCAGCAUAAUCCAGCUAAAGUUUAAAAUGUUCCUCCAAGUUGAUGUUUGAAAAUAGACUUCAUGUAUCAAUCUUUUCAUGUAGUUUGUAUUACUUUGAUGGAUAUAUACUCUUUCAGAAAUCAUUAACCUGAAUUCAAAAACUCCACUAGGUUCACAAGAAACUGUUCUCACCACACUCGCCAGAGCAGUGUCACCACAGGCCAGGUACAGAAAAGCUGUCAGCAUCAUUAAGGUGGCACAUUUCAUUCACUCCCUGGGUUAGGUUACAUACCCAAAGAGUGCAUGGCUAAAAUGAGCAGGGGUCUGCUGGACGAGGAUUUUCAGCAAGUAGUGCAUUGUUUAUUUGCUGCUUAUUCAUCAGAAACUGUUCAGUAAAUGACUUUUUCCCCAACAUAGUUUUCAGAGAUAGUUGCAGACGGUCAAGUUAAGAUAGCAAACGUGAAAUAUUGGAAAGUCUUGCUGUUCCUGAUUGCUUUGUUUGUUUGUUUCGUGUGCUGUGUCACAUAUUGUUAUAAUAUCUAAAGACCAUAAUGCGCCCAGUGAUCUUUAACCUUGUCUGUUGUGCAUUGUCUUUUUUGGCAAAUUGCCUACAUGAGUGAACAAAAGCAUACAAAAAGAACAAUUACACAAUUUCCUGUAUUGUGUUCUCAUAAACAGACAAUUUAUUUAUCACAAAGUUAGUUUUAAAUGCAACCCCUAUGUGACUGUGGCGCAAAGUAGGUCCUGUUCUGAGUCAGUAGUAAUCACAAAAAGCAAAAAAUAUAAUGUGAUAACUCUUUGACUUAGGAAAAUAGUUGUGUUAUUCUUAUGCAAUACUCAAUGCUGCUUCCAUUUCAGGAAAACCUUGUUCCUCACAACAACAAACAAAACAAAACCCAAAGUCAGUCCAGUCAUUGAAUCUUCUAGACAGGAAUGCCCUGCCGUGGUGUUAACUAUCAGACCAAAAUCAAGAUUUUAUGGUGAAAUAACCAAACCUGCCUGAACAUUUGACCAAAACGUUGAGAAAUUUUUUUUUUGUGAUUCAUUUUCUUUUGUCUUGAUUUUAAUACUUGUGUUGCCUUUGACACCGAUGCUAGUUUUGUUUGUAACAGUUAUAAAAUGUAAAAAGGAACAAAGAGAAAAAAAAAAAAAAGCAAAAAGGUUUUGAGAGUGUAAUAAGCCGGAACUGAACGUGUAUGUAUUGAUGAGUAUCUUUGUCAGUUGUUUGCAUUUUAUCUAGCCGAAGCAUUUGUUAUAGAUUGAUUGACUUUGCAACUUGAGAGCUGAUUAAAAAUGAACUUAGUACUAUAAUAA
Molecule: messenger RNA, 7948 nt
Organism: Neolamprologus brichardi
Lineage: Eukaryota; Metazoa; Chordata; Actinopteri; Cichliformes; Cichlidae
Gene: rab27b
Product: RAB27B, member RAS oncogene family
Molecular function (GO): GTPase activity; GTP binding
Source: RefSeq, a predicted model, not a curated record